AUGUCGUCUCGCCUGGGCUUCCGCUUCCUCAACAACUCCCGCUUUGCUUUCCGCAAUGCUUCGGGACCUUUCCGCCGGUCGGGCGCCCAGGGCCGCCGCUUCCAGAGCUCCGACGCCGGCGCCGCCGAGCAGCAGAGCACCUUCCAGCGCCUUUGGAACGGCCCGGUUGGCGUGAAGACCGUGCAUUUCUGGGCUCCCAUGAUGAAGUGGGCUCUCGUCCUGGCCGGUGUCUCCGACUUCUACCGCCCUCCCGAGAAGCUCUCUCUGACCCAGAACGGCGCUCUCAUGGCGACCGGCGCCAUCUGGACUCGGUGGUGCUUGAUCAUCAAGCCCCGCAACGUUCUGCUCGCCGCCGUCAACUUCUUCCUCGGAUGUGUGGGUGUUGUCCAGGUGAGCCGGAUCUACAUGUGGCAGCGCAGCCAGCAAGGCUCGUCCGUCGAGGCUGCCAAGGAACUCGAACACGAGACCGCCGAGACCGCCAAGGGAGUGGCUUCGCAGGCAGAGACUGCUGUGAAGAAGGCUGCGGAGAAGUCGACUUAG
Molecule: messenger RNA, 540 nt
Organism: Penicillium alfredii
Lineage: Eukaryota; Fungi; Ascomycota; Eurotiomycetes; Eurotiales; Aspergillaceae
Product: mitochondrial pyruvate carrier family protein
Exons: 4
Coding region: 1-540 (179 amino acids)
Biological process (GO): pyruvate import into mitochondria
Cellular component (GO): mitochondrial inner membrane
Molecular function (GO): pyruvate transmembrane transporter activity
Source: RefSeq, a predicted model, not a curated record